UAGCUCUAAUAUCGGCAUAACCCAAAGGAAUCUUUACAAUUAGGAAGUAAAUAAAUUCUAUUAAUCGUAUGUUUAUGUUCUUGAGGGAUUUGGUAAGACUGUUUUCAGUCACAAGAGCUAAAUUCGACAGUAGUAGACUGCAGUCCUUAUUUUGUCUGAAUCAUAUCUCAAAUUAAUUUGAUUUUUUUUUUACCACCUACAUUCUCCAAAUUUGUCUCUAAUCUCUCCUGGUCCCUUUCUUCUUUCUCUCUCCUUCUCUUCUUUCUCUCACACACUCCAUCUAAAGUCCAGAUUUAUUUGAACUUCUGCAUAAAAAAUAAAAAAAGGGAAAAAAUAUGUUUCUUAUACUCUGAACCCAUGAUUUAAUCGCGGUUUCAAUUCACUUGUUUGAAACCGUUUCUGGGAUUUUUCUGUGAUUUAUUUUUGUGGUGGAUGUUAUGAAGAUGAACUGAGGCGCACCAAGUGUUUGUGAGAAGGCGUAAAAGACAGAAUUUUGAAUUGUGGGGUUUGGAGGGAGUUUCAUCAAAAUGAGGGACUUCCCAUCUUGUUUUGGGGAAAAUGCAGUGCAAAUUUCUGAUUCUUCAUCCUCAAAUGGUAACAAAACUGCUCAAAAUCUGGUAACUUGUGUAUAUCAAUGUCGAUUUCGAGGGCGGUCAUGUCUAAUAACAGUUACAUGGAGUAAGAACUUGAUGGGUCAAGGUCUUAGUGUUGGAAUUGAUGAUUCAAGCAACCAAUGUUUGUGUAAGGUUGAUAUUAAGCCAUGGUUGUUCUCAAAGAGAAAAGGGUAUAAGAGCUUAGAUGUAGAGUCUAGUAAUAUUGACAUUUAUUGGGACCUUUCAUCUGCUAAAUUUGGAUCUGGGCCUGAACCUUUGGAGGGAUUUUACUUGGCAAUUGUGUGUGAUAAGCAAAUGAUUCUUCUCCUUGGAGAUAUGAGAAAGGAGGCUUUUAAAAAGACUAAUGCUUCCCAAGUUCCAAGUGCUGCUGUUUUCAUAGCAAAGAGGGAGCAUGUUUAUGGGAAGAAGGUAUUCUAUGCAAAGGCUAAGUUCAGCGAUAAUGGUCCGGUGCACGACCUCAUGAUUGAGUGUGACACAAUUAGCACUAAUGACCCGUGCUUGAUUGUCCGUGUGGAUACUAAAAAUUUGAUGCAGGUCAAGCGGCUUCGAUGGAAAUUCCGGGGUAAUCACACUAUCCUGAUUGAUGGCCUCCCUGUUGAGGUUUUCUGGGAUGUGCAUAGUUGGCUUUUCGGUACAUCUCCUGGUAGUGCAGUUUUUAUGUUCAGAACUAGUCUAUCCGCUGAGAAGAUAUGGAAUAGCCAACCUCUUUGUGAUCCUAGUGUAUUGCAUUGGCCAACUUCGCAAAGAAUUCGAGAUUCUCAGUCGCACCAACUUGGUUUCUCUCUGAUUUUGUAUGCCUGGAAGCAAGAAUAGUAAGAUUUAAGGAUUCUUUGUUGAGUGCUAAGUGCUAACAGAGAUACACUAGGGAGUGUCCAUUUACCUUUCUCUGUGAUGGAACUACUUCAUAAUUUUUAUAUAAUUGGUGUUCCUUUGUCUUUUCUAUCCUUUUUGUGGAGGAAGAAAAAUUAAAUAGAUCAAAGUUAUUUUUGUUGCCUUUGAUUGUAAAUUCCUCUGUCCAUUGUCCUCUUUAGUUUUUGUGCAAUAUUCUGUUGCUUUUAUGGAGACUAUAUCACAUUUGUUCUUGUUAUUUAUAGAGGAUUCGAUGAAAUUUAUUCCAGUUGUAUCUCAGCUGCAAACU
Molecule: messenger RNA, 1752 nt
Organism: Spinacia oleracea (spinach)
Lineage: Eukaryota; Viridiplantae; Streptophyta; Magnoliopsida; Caryophyllales; Amaranthaceae
Exons: 2
Coding region: 528-1427 (299 amino acids)
Source: RefSeq, a predicted model, not a curated record